AAAAAAAAAAAAAAAUGCAUUUGUGAGGGGUGUGCAAAGAAAAAAUGUACUUUUUCUUUUCUCCCGUAUCAACUUUUAUUACAACAUAGACAACUUUUCCCAAUUCAAUUCAGCAUGGCCAAGUCAAAAGCGAAACAAGCGCUUCCUCUCCAUAAAAUAAUUAUGGUGGGCUCUGGCGGUGUUGGUAAAUCUGCAUUGACACUGCAAUACAUGUAUGGCGAUUUCGUAGAAGAAUAUGACCCAACCAAAGCAGACUCUUAUCGUAAGAAAGUGGUAUUAGAUGGUCAGGAAUGUCAAAUUGAUAUAUUAGAUACAGCAGGUCAAGAAGAAUAUGCAGCUAUCCGUGACAAUUAUUAUCGUUCUGGUGAAGGGUUCCUUUGUGUAUUUUCAGUUUGUGAACAAGAAUCUUUAGAGCAUACACAUGAAUUCAGAGAUCAAAUACUAAGAGUCUUGGACGACGAAACGAUACCAUUCAUAUUGGUGGGCAAUAAAGUAGAUCUAGCUCAUUUACGUAAAGUAUCUGCUGCAGAUGCCAAGGCCUUAGCUUCAGAAUGGCGUUGCUCCUACGUAGAAACUUCAGCAAAAACCCGACAAAAUGUAGAGGAAGUCUAUACGAUGUUAAUGAGACAAAUUCAAGAUAGAAAGGCUAAACAACAACAAGCAAAUAGUCCAGAUAAAGACUCAUGUUGUAUUAUUCUUUAAUAUAAUGUAAAUUGAGCAGAACCUCGAAUUCAGUGCAUUCAAAAGAGGCUGUCAAAAUUGAGGAAUUCUGCUCUAUACGAUAAUUGAGCCUACAUUACACAGUCAGAAUAUCACUUACAAGUACACAACUCAUGCCUUCUUACACAUUAUAUCAUUUUCAAGCUACAUUAAUUCGCAAAACUCACUUUCAACAAUCCACGACUAUAUAAAUUGCAGAUGCCAACUUUGCCUGUUCCCAUCUUUUUUAUUUUUCUUCGAAUACUUCCAGAAAAAAAGAGUUCCAUACUUUAAUUCAUUAAAAUCCAUCCUUUUACGAAACGGUAAAUAGC
Molecule: messenger RNA, 1031 nt
Organism: Mycotypha africana
Lineage: Eukaryota; Fungi; Mucoromycota; Mucoromycetes; Mucorales; Mycotyphaceae
Product: small GTPase superfamily
Exons: 4
Coding region: 115-702 (195 amino acids)
Biological process (GO): Ras protein signal transduction
Cellular component (GO): plasma membrane
Molecular function (GO): GTP binding; GTPase activity; GDP binding
Source: RefSeq, a predicted model, not a curated record